AUGGGCCAUAACACUGGCGAUAAAGAGAUAAUAAAAAUUGUCCACACAGAUGCAACCAUGAGUUACGUGGCAUCGCGCACGUUGCACGGUCAAACAACUUUAAAGGCCGACCUAGACAGAGCCCACCAAUCGACAGAUGUCGCUAUAAUAACCCUUCAAUCUUAUUGGCCAACGGGUCAGAUGUUAGCUAAUCACGGUUCAACAUUUAAAUCUCCCCGUCUGUUCCACGCCGUGCUGGCCAACCACAGAACCAAGGUCUCCAGGGAGAAUCGAUACUGGGACGAGUUUGAGUUUUACACUGAAACCAUCAAUGCCAUCAUGACCUGGCUGUCUGCUCUGCCUUUCGACCAUUUGUGGUGCGACGACGCAACCAGCAACAACAACAACGUCAAUCUCAACUGCAACAAAAACGGAAACCAAAUGAGUCUAAACAAAAAGAGACCAACGACAAUCAUCGAUUCAUUCAGUGGCAAAUACAUGGAUCCUAACUUUCAGAACGUCCCAGUCUGGUUGACAGCAUACAGUCACUUGAUGAACAGCGUGUACUACCUCGGAGCUGAGCAGGCCUUAUGUAAUGUUUUCAACUCUGUCAUCUGUUUCACGAGAGUUGAGAGUUUGAAGUUUGCCAACUACUCAUUCGCUGGUGAGGCGGUGUUCCGUUCGUACCGACUCUCCUAUCCAGCAUUCCGGAACGAAAGAGAUGACGUCAAAAAAACGACGAGAAACACUCCUAAAAAUUUUGCUGAGGAGAAUGGAAACGUUGAAACUAGCAGGGCGCGCGGCGGCAAGUUCAACGACGGAGUGAGUGACGUCAUGAAGGUGCAGAAGAUUCUCAGUACAGCCGACACUGAUGAUGAUGGUGGGAAGAACUUGAAUAAACAAAUAAAAUCAUACGCAACCAACGAAGAUGACGUCAUCAAUGACGACGAAGUUGAUAACGAGGCGUGGAAUUCGGGUGAUCGCAAAAAAUUUCGACUGGACGAUCAUCAAUUCAAGUUGGCUUUUAAGGAGGAGAUCGACGAAAAUGUGCACAGCGAUGAUGAUUAUGGUUGGAGGUGGAAAGUCAAGCCGCACUACAGUUUCUUCCCAAACUUGUACGAAUGCCGUCUAGAAAUCCUGUCGGCUGUUGAUUACGUGGCAGGUAGGGUUGAUCCGUCCUUAUGUGAAGAUGCCCAGAAGAACGAGACGAGGAUAACGGAACUGGAGAGUGUGAUUGCCGGAGAGAUAGAGAAAAUAGGUGAGAGGAUGAUGAGAGAAAAACUAGCCAAUGUAGAGAUAGAGAGGCGAGUCAAGAAACAUGAGACGCAAACAUCAACAAUUAUCAUAAUGGUGGCUGCAUUAUUCUCUUAUCUUAUCGCCGUUCACACCAUCAAAAUCGUCUUCCUGCUCAAAAAACACCUUCGCGAUAAAUCAACACACCGGAAAAAGAAAAAAAAACAGGCUUUAGCGACAACAUCCUCAGCAGCAGCAGCAGCAGCAACUACCACGGCUGCAUCAAUUUCAACGCCAACAUCUACAAUUUCUACAUUCGUUCCGACGCCAAUCACAACAUUUUCAGUGACGUCGACGAAAAAUGUCAACAGUAACGCCAUCUCAAAUUGUUCCUUUUCUCCCGUCGUAAGUCCAAACUUGAUGAAGAGUAUUUUAACUACGAAUUCAACAAUGCCCCAGUGCAAAAAGUGUUGCAACGUUAUCGACAGCACGACAACCUCGUCAACACUGCACAACAAGCAGCGGAAAGGUUGUUGCGCGUUUGUUAUCGAUACAUCAACAAACAUCCCAACACUUGGAAAUCUAAACUCCAACAUCAAAAAUAUCAACGAAAACCAAAAUAUGCAAUGCUUACAACAGCCGCAUCAACAUUCCCAGAAUCAACAUCAAAAUUUUCAAACACUGCAGCAACAAAGUUGGCCACAAAACCCACAUUUGCCACAUCAGCAGCAGCAACAACAACAACCACAGCGUCAACAACCACAGCGUCAACAACUACUGCAGCAACAGCAGCAGCAACAACAAAUAUUUCAACUCCACCAUCAACAACAACAAUUUUUUAACUAUCAACAGAGCGAAAGCAUUAAUGACAUUAACUUGAGUCCAAACGUUGCCAACACUCUCCACCAGAAUAUUCAACAAACCUCCACAUUGUUGCCAAAAAAAGGCAGCGUAAGUCAAUCGUACAAGUGCAACAACUACAUCAGUAAUCCUUGCGGCACAUUAGGUCGGAACACCUUAUUAGGAAGUACAAACAACAACAACAACAACAAUUACAACAACAACGACAUUAAUAACAUCACAACCAACAACAACAAAACCUUAUUAUCACCGGUUUCAACAACAAAACUAUCGACGAUAUCUUUAUUUUGUCCACCUCCAAAUACCUUGAACAACAGCGGUAGCUUCAAAAUGAACAACAAAAUGAACAACAGUAGUAGCAAUCUAAAUGAUACAAACAAUACAAACAUUCCAAACAAUACAAACUUUCUAAACAAUGCAAACACUAUAAACAACAACAUCAGCGGUUUAAUGUUCUCUAAUAGCAGCAACAGCGUUCUUCUAAAUGACAACAGCGUGGCUUGCACCGAACAAGUUACCGUCAGUUCGAAGUCCAUUCUAGCUUCAAACAAAUCUUGCGUUACUAACAUUGGAGCUAGUAGCAAUACUAGUAACGCUAAUUUCAGUAAUGUUUUUAAACAGUAG
Messenger RNA from Helobdella robusta, 2697 nucleotides. RefSeq lists its product as hypothetical. Bases 1 to 2697 code for a protein of 898 amino acids. NCBI's taxonomy places the organism in Eukaryota, Metazoa, Annelida, Clitellata, Rhynchobdellida, Glossiphoniidae. The transcript has 3 exons. The record is from RefSeq and is a predicted model, not a curated record.